Messenger RNA from Stegostoma tigrinum, 5814 nucleotides. RefSeq names its product GLE1 RNA export mediator (gene gle1). The coding region runs from base 30 to 2105 and encodes 691 amino acids. The record is from RefSeq and is a predicted model, not a curated record. Gene Ontology annotation, cellular component: cytoplasm; nuclear pore cytoplasmic filaments; nuclear pore. Gene Ontology annotation, biological process: regulation of translational initiation; poly(A)+ mRNA export from nucleus; regulation of translational termination. The transcript has 16 exons. NCBI's taxonomy places the organism in Eukaryota, Metazoa, Chordata, Chondrichthyes, Orectolobiformes, Stegostomatidae. Gene Ontology annotation, molecular function: phospholipid binding; inositol hexakisphosphate binding; translation initiation factor binding.
UCCGCUUCCGCCGGCCGGAGGUGGGAAAGAUGCCGGCGGAGGAGAAACGGUGGGAGACGUUGGAGGCUUUGCGUAACUCGGGGAAAGGGCGGCUGCAGUACGACUCGCGAUGGCUGGAGGAGGGAGAAGAUCUUGUACAGCAAUGCAGAUCUUCUCCCAAACUCACUGUCAGCUCAGCAUGGGUUCUGGACCACCUUUUCCAACCAGACACCGAAACCAACACCUCCGAGCAUUUAACACCCCUGAUCUAUGGCCUCACAAAUGAUGACCAGCUCCAGAAGCUGUCUGUUCCUCCUCCAGACCCAAGAACAAAUGAUGAAACAGCUAAUGAUACUGUUCAGCAGGAGGUGGUGCAAGAGCUGACUCCAGAACAUACACUUUUGCUCCUUUCACCUGAAGCUACCCAGAUUGAAGGCUAUGUUAAAAAGUUUGAGGAAGCCCACAGAAUCAAGAGCCAUGCUGAAAUGAAGCAUCGCCAGGAACUGCAUCAGAAAAGUGUUCAGAGUUAUUCAAACACAGCAGCUGAGCUGUUGAAACGAUUUGAAGAAUCCCUGGAGCUUGAACAGCGACAAGAAUAUGAGAAGAUGCGUGACAUGAUGGAGAAAGGGUCACUUGAAGCCCAAGGACGUCAAGAAAAGUUAAAGGAAGAACACCGUCGCAGAGCUAAGAAUCUAAAUCUGAAACUUCGAGAAGCUGAGCAGCAACGACUGAGACAGGAGGAGCUCGAACGUCAGAAGCAGGCAGAAAGCCGGGAACGAGUGCGGAAGCUGAACUGCAUUCAGGCUGAGGUGUUGCAUUUGAAUAUGCAGAUUGAGCCAUACUUCAAGCAGAAGGAGCUGGUGGGGUUGGACCUUUCAGGAUACAGUAACCGCGGCAAUCAACUGUGUAGCCUGGUGUCAGGAGUGAUUAAGCUCACAUCAGAGGGUGGAGUGCCACUUCAGGAGGACAUUCUGAAUGCGGAGAGAGCUUUGACACAAAUGCGAGAACUGAUCGCUGACAUGCAUGAGAAAAUUGCUGCAGCAGCUGCUGAGAAAAAGAGGAUAAAGGAGGAAGAGGAGAAAGCACUUAAGAAAAAGCAAGAAGUCAAAGCUGAAGUAGAAAAACCAGUGCCACAAGAGAGAACCACUCGUAAAGAAGGGCUACAGAUAAAAGCAGAUGCAAGCAGUAUGCAGUGGUAUCAACAUUUGCAGGAUAUUUGUGACCAAUGUGCGGUAUCCAUUAAUGAUCUUAACAACAGUAAGGAUUUCAAGGUGAAGAAGAUUAAAAUGGACCUUCAAAAAGCUGCAACCAUUCCUGUUGGUCAGAUCUCCUCCAUCGCAGGGUCCCACCUGCGUGAAAUCUUUGAAAAAAUCAAUAAUCUGCUGUUGGGUAAACAAAUAUCAUCAGGUGGGAAGACGGUGGCGAUUUCUCAACACCCACAAGGGAAGGAUUUUGUCUGUUAUAAACUAGCAGAAAAAUUUGUGAAACAAGGGGAGGAGGAAGUCGCAUCUCACCAUGAAGCUGCAUUUCCAAUAGCAGUGGUUGCUUCAGGCAUUUGGGAGUUUCACCCGAAGGUUGGAGAUCUUUUCUUGGCCCAUUUGCACCGAAAGUGUCCAUACGCAGUACCGUUUUUCCCUUCAUGGAAAGACGGACAACCAAAAGAAGAAUACCAAAGGUUACUGGGAUAUCGAGUACUGGACAACGGUGUUGAGCAGCAGGACAACUUUCUGAAGCGAAUGUCUGGCAUGAUUCGUCUGUAUGCAGCAAUUAUAAUGUUAAGAUGGCCAUAUGGAUCAAAGCAAGCAGAGCAUCCUCAUGGGCUGAAUCAUGCUUGGCACUGGCUGGCUCAGAUGUUGAACAUGGAACCACUGGCUGACAUUACUGCAACACUGCUGUAUGACUUCUUAGAGGUUUGUGGCAAUGCCUUGAUGAAGAAGUACCAGAACCAGUUCUGGAAGAUGAUCAUCCUGAUCAAGAAUGACUACUUCCCCAGGAUUGAAGCAGUUACAGGCACUGGGCAGGUUGGGGCUGUGAUCAGGCUGCGCCAGUUCCUGGAGAAAUGCUUGAAGCAAAAAGACUUUCCUCUGCCAAAGGGUUACUUGCAUCCUGCAUUCUGGAGAUCAUGACCAUAUAAAGGAUACAUUAAAAAGCCAAGGAAAUCAGAGCUGCUCAAGUCAAAGUCACUUCUUAAAAUUUUACAGUUACAUUAAACACAAGAUUUAAUUUCAUAGGGGUCAUUGGGCCUUUUACCAUUUAAUUAUUGGCUUUGCGCUGUCUCCUUGGUGCUGAUGUCUUUGUGCAGUGUAAACAAAGUUAUGUAGUUCUUUAAACCGUAAAAAUGACUCAUCGGGUAUUUAGGAUGUCACUAUUUCUGAACUGACCUGUGAUGAUUUGGUUGUUGACUGGUUUUUGUUUAUAUUUAUUAUAACGCUAUAUGGAGCUGACCUUGUCUAUCAUGAUGUGAAACAAUUGAUGUCCACCUUAACUAUAAAUUAAAUCAUUGAGUACAGUGUAAUGAAAACUGAGGACUGAUACACAGUAGCUGUGUUGUACAAUUCAGUGGUUUGAAGGAAACCUGGUAUAGUGCUGCAUGUUUAAACUUUAUGAAGAGAUAAUGACAUCUUACCUGUGUCCUUCUAUUGGACAUUAUUAAUGUCACUAGUGGACCAAUAUGUGAAUUGCAAAAUACUUUCCUUUUGUUUAGCAAAGUGCCUGUUUCAUUUUCUUUUGAAAAGGUUUGUCUUUGUAAAGUAGCAUUCCACCUCUUCCUGCCGAGCCAUUAAAUAUGAGCAGCUUGGAGGUGGGGAGGGAAAAAGCCAUCAAUAGCACUCUUCUGAUAUAGAGGAGAAUCACGUGUCUUUGAUAUUCCAAUACCACUGUCCUAUCCCUACAUCCCCUUUCACUGAAUACUGUUUGGGGAACUUGGCAGGUAGAUGAUUGAUGUGUUUAUUGGCUUCUACCUCCACCCCUUCUUGCUAUCUUUAUCAGUAGGGUAAGAGAAUAAUCCUUUGCUUGGAGCCACUACAAACAAGAGAGCUGAAAACUUGAAUACGAUUAUGAAGUUUUGUCUGGUCACUUUCUGGCCGUGACACGUUAAGCAGCAGUUCAAAUCUCUCUGGGCCUUUUGACCUUGCAUGCUAGUAUUUUUGGUCUAGAUUGCCCUCUAUUUUAUUUUCUUUAUCUGGCCCUACUCACAUUCUCCUCCUCUUUUCUCAUUCAUGUACACUGAAUACCCUUAGAAUCUCCUAAGCUGGAAAUUGUUGCCAAUACUAAACCUCUCAAUUGCAUUGUAUUUACAGCAAAGAAACAGGCCAUUUGGCUCAACAGACUCUUGCUGGUAUUCAUGCAUCUCUCAAUCCUACAUCUUGCAUAUCAACAUAUCCUUCUGUUACUUUCUCACUUACAUUUAACUAGUUUUACCUUAAAUGCAUCUAUACUAUUCACCUCAAGUGUUACUUAUCAUGCCAAGUUCCACAUUCUGGCCACGCUGUGACAAAAUAAAUUUAUUCUCAAUCCCUUUAGAUUUAUCAGUGACCAUCUCAUAUUUAUAGCCCUUAGCUAUGAUUUCAUCUGUUAAUGGAAAAAUAUUUUCUACAUUUACCCUAUCUAACCCUGAAGUUUAAAGACCUCUGUCAGGUUACCCCUCUCUCUAGAAGAGAAAAUGCAAUCAAACAUAUUUUUAUCCAAAAUAAAGUUAAAAAUUUUAGAUACCACAUUUUUUAAUUUUUUUAAAGAUUAAAAUAGAUUUACAGAAACUGAAGAUAGGUAUGAAACAUGAGUGAUUCAUAUGUAACUGGAGAAUAUUUAUUUUUGUGACAAAAUUCCCAAAUAAACAAAAUAGAAUUCUAUUUGUAAAUAAUUAUUGAAUAGGCUGUUAACCACUCGAAGGAAGUGAGUGGAAACCUUGAAUAAGUUAUGAGUGUGUUGAAGUGUUGUACUUUGGCAGUGCAGGGUAGCGUAUGAUACCCUGUUCAAACAGAACUGCACUUGUUCAGAAAUGAGCUGUUUUGACCUAGCACUAGAAAAUUAGGUGCUAAACUGCUUCAAUAACUGAGAUAUACUUUUAAGGGUUACUUCUCAACCAGGACUAUGAGAGUGGUGACCCAAAGCAGGCAGGAAACACAGCACAUUAUCUGCUAAAUAUCACACGUGUAGCCCUAAAGACCACAGGAAAGACAGUGAUGAGAAAUAACUGAGAAAUUUUUGAAUAUUUGAUUCCCAAGCAUUCGUAGGCUCACUUCACUGUUAAUGGCACCAUUUAAGGUCCUGUCUCGUGUUACCACCUUUUUGUGUGAAGAAAGUUAAAUUCAGUAGAAAUAAUGUAAACGUCCCUAAAUGUGGAGUGAUUUUUGUUUAGAAGGAUCAAUAUGUGGACAUCUUUAUCAACUACUCUGCACCAUGAAUUCAUUCUAAGGUAGUUAAUAAUGGGCUUGGCCUUCCCCUACUAGCACAGACUAAGAAUGUUCCUAAAUUCAAUACCAUAACUCAGCUGGGGUCAGGAAUGGCACACUACAAUUGACCUCUGCUCUCCUGGGAUAGGCAUGAAGGGGACCACCGCUGUAAAGUAUGAGUCAGUGUGAAAUAAAUGACAUCAACUGCUCAUGGAAGUUUGUGACCUCCUUCAUUUGAUCGUGUGCAGAAUUCAGUAUUUUAAUAAUCAAAUUAUAUUAAAUCACUUUUUAAAAACAUAUUUCAUUCUAAGAUGUUGAAGACCUGUCACUUAAAGCGGAAUAAAACACUGGCAAAGUAACCUGCUGCUACAUAUAUUGUACAUACUCUAUUUUGUAUUGUGGAAUUGACUGGUUAUGGUCAUAUUCUAAUUACUGUAAAAGAUCUGGCACAAGUCAGUGGUGAUCUAGAUGUCAACACUUUGUAUUAAGAACUUGUAUGUUAAUAUUCCAUUGCAGGAUAUUUUGAUGCCAAUUUCCCCGAUUGUUGCUCAUCAAUCGCACAGUCUUAAGUCUCCAAAUUCAGUUCCUCGUCUUUUGCAGAGUUACUUGAUCUGAAUCAAAGUGGCAAGAGUCCUAUUACUGACCCCUGCCACCCCCUCAAAAUAUCAUGUUAAAAGGGUUAAGGUAUUUCAUAGAAAUCAUAGGUUAUAACAUAGAAAAAGGUCAUUUGAUCCAUAGCCUGACAGGUUACGGCAGCUGAAGUGCAUAUCCAGACACCUUUUAAAUGAGUCAAGAACUUGUUUAUCUAAAUCCCUAGUCACUGAUUCUUUCUGCCAAAGAAAAUAGGCCCUUUCCAUCACUUUAUCCAAAUCUAUCUCAAUCAAAACUCCCUUCAUCCUCAUCUGUUCCAAUGAGAACAGUCCCACCCUAUGAAACAUUUCCCAACAGAUAAAUUUUACACUCUUGGCAACGUGCUCAUAAAUUUCCCCUGUAUCUUCUCUAGUUCAAUUAUAUCCUUUCUACGAUGAGCUGACCAGAACUGCACGUAGUAUUCAAGUUGUGGCACAGUUAUUGAUUUGUACUGUUCCAAUACAACCCCUCUACAAUUGUUUCCUAUACUCUGGCUAAUGAAGGAUCUUCCAUAUGAGAUCAUUAGACAUAGGAAUAGAAUUAGGCCAUUUGGCCCAUCGCUUCUGCUCUAUAAGUCAGUCAUGACUGAUAUCUUUCUCAACUCCAUUGUCAUGCCUUCUUGUAAUCUUUGAUCCGCUUGCUAAUUCUUAUGCUGAAUUACUUUUUAUGAUUUUUUUUUAAAGUCUGUAAUAAAUACUUAAGUACCCUGUACCUAACAUGGUGCCGACAGGCGACAUUACAAACCUUUCAAUGCAUUUAUUUGCAAGCACAUAACAAUAAAGGCUAAUUCUAAUCAAGAACCCAUCUAUCUCUG